GUUGACCUAAGAACAAGAUUUUAAAAUUUGUGGCAUUCAAAUUUUAAAAAGUUUAAACUACAUUUGAACGUGUUAGUGCUUUUAGCGAAUUCGUGAUGUGGUUCAUAAAAUUAUUCAUAAUUAUAACGUUAAAUAUAAGUUGUAUUGCGUAUAAUAUCUUAUUAGUGUCACCAUUGCCAAGUGGCAGUCAUGGAAUAUUGGGUGAUGCCUUUGUCAGAAUAUUCACGAAUGCCGGUCAUAAGGUUACCUUUAUUUCUUCGAUGACAAAAUUAACAUCAUCUUCAAAUGUAACAGUAAUCAACGUGGCUUCUAAUAUAAAAACAUUUCCAGACGAUUUAUUAAAUAUAAAAGCAAUAAUGGACCAGAAAUCGGACAUGCGUGACGACAAUUUAUUCUUCCCUGUAAUGGACAAUCUAACUUUGGUCACAAUGCAAAUGAAAGAAGUGCAAGAAUUAUUGAACGAUGAGACACAGAGUUUUGACGUAGUUAUUGCAGAAUGGAUGUAUAAUGAAGUGUACGCUGGGUUAUCAACGUUGUACAAUUGUCCUUUAAUUUGGUUUUCAUCUCUUGAACCUCACUGGUUAUUUUUGAGGGUAGUUGACGAUGCACCGAAUCCGGCAUAUAAUCCGGAUAGUAUGUCAGCAAAUGUCAUUCCUUAUACGUUCUCACAACGUGUUGAAGAAUUGUGGCUACAGAUAUCUCGAAGCUUCUAUCGGGAAAUUUGGGCUUACAAAGAUACUGAAGACAUUUUUAACGAAAUUUACACGCCACUGUUUUCGAAAAGAGGGCGACCGGUUCCAAAGUAUCAUGAAGUGAGGUACAACGGUUCUCUGACAUUGGGCAACUCACACGCUAUUUUAGGUCAAGCCACCAGAUUACCGCAGAACUAUAAAUCUAUUGGAGGAUUCCAUAUAGAAGAAAAUGUGAAACCAUUACCUGAGAAGUUGAAACAAAUCAUGGAUAACGCAAAACACGGCGUUAUUUACUUUAGUAUGGGAUCUAAUUUAAGAAGCACUGACUGGCCUCAAAAGAUUAAGAAGGAACUGCUAAAAUUAUUUGGUGAAUUGAAACAAACCGUUAUUUGGAAGUUUGAAGAAACAUUGACAGACUUACCAAGUAACGUUCACAUAGUUAAAUGGGCUCCACAACAAAGUAUUUUAGCACAUCCAAAAUGCGUGCUGUUUAUCACACAUUGUGGUUUAUUAUCAACAACCGAGGCAAUUUAUUUUGGCGUCCCAAUAAUAGGAAUCCCAGUUUUCGUCGACCAAUUUGUGAAUGCAGAAAGAGCGGUCAAAAAAGGAUUCGGCAAGAAAGUUAGCUUAUCCUAUUCACUUGUUGAUGAAUUAAAAGUUGCACUUAAAGAUGUGUUGAGUAAUUCGAGGUAUCGUGACAAAGCAAAGGAAUUGUCAGCUAUCUACCACGACCGAAUAUUGAAGCCCCAUGAAGAGAUCGUUCAUUGGGUAGGGCACGUGAUUCGAAGUAAUGGUGCGACUUACUUACGCUCCCCAGCACUCAUGUUAUCCUGGUACCAGAAAUUAUACCUCGACCUUCUAGCAAUCAUUAUUUCCGCAAUAAUUAUAGCAGUUGUUAUCAUUAAAUGUUUAAUGACAAUGAUUCAGCGACAAUAUAAGACAAAAAUUGAAUAGUUGU
Papilio machaon (common yellow swallowtail) is the source of this 1650-nucleotide messenger RNA. RefSeq names its product UDP-glucosyltransferase 2. NCBI's taxonomy places the organism in Eukaryota, Metazoa, Arthropoda, Insecta, Lepidoptera, Papilionidae. The record is from RefSeq and is a predicted model, not a curated record. The transcript has 8 exons. Bases 96 to 1646 code for a protein of 516 amino acids. Gene Ontology annotation, molecular function: UDP-glycosyltransferase activity.